Molecule: messenger RNA, 1878 nt
Organism: Pneumocystis murina B123
Lineage: Eukaryota; Fungi; Ascomycota; Pneumocystomycetes; Pneumocystales; Pneumocystaceae
Exons: 13
Coding region: 1-1878 (625 amino acids)
Biological process (GO): RNA processing; mRNA 5'-splice site recognition
Cellular component (GO): U2-type prespliceosome; commitment complex; U1 snRNP
Molecular function (GO): protein binding
Source: RefSeq, a predicted model, not a curated record
AUGCAUUUUCCUGAUCGAUUAUUUGAUAGAAUUUUGAAGCAAAAAAAAAUGAAUUAUAAUGAGUAUUCAGGGUUUUUGUUAGAAGAAGAAACUGAAUAUGAAAAAUAUUCGCGUCUGGUGAAGCAAAAUUCAGAUACUUUUGAAUCAUGGGAGGCUUUAAUAAGGGUAGUUGAGACCAUGGAUGGUGGGUUAAAUAGAAAUUCUUCACCACAGGCAAUUGGGGCAAUGAGAGAUGCAUAUGAUAGGUUUCUUGCGAAAUUUCCAUUAUUGUUUGGAUAUUGGAGAAAAUAUGCAGAAUUAGAAUUUUCUAUAGCAGGAACAGAAGCAGCUGAAAUGGUCUAUGAAAGAGGAGUUGCAGGUAUAUCUAAUUCUGUUGAUCUUUGGACAAAUUAUUGUGGGUUCAAAAUGGAGACAAGUCAUGAUGUAGAUGAAACAAGAGAAUUGUUUGAACGUGGAGCUACCCAUGUUGGCCUAGAUUUUUUAUCACAUCCUUUCUGGGAUAAAUAUAUCGAAUUCGAAGAACGUAUGGAGGCACCAGAUCGUAUUUUUAUGAUUUUAGAUCGUGUUAUUCAUAUUCCAAUGCAUCAGUAUGCUCGUUAUUUUGAGAGAUAUACACAAGUUGGAGCAACCAGGCCCAUAUCGGAAUUACUUCCUCCUGAUGUAUUAAAUUCUUUUAGACAAGACGUUCUUGCUGAGCCGGCAUCUUCUAUUCAAGCAGGACAACAACAAAUAAAGAUGGAACGUGGUGAACUUGAAAUUGAGAGGGAAACUAGAAUAAGGAUACAUAAUUUACACUUAGAAAUAUUUAAUCGCACACAAAUAGAAACUACAAGGAGAUGGGUUUACGAAGCAGAAAUACGCCGUCCAUAUUUUCAUAUUACUGAGCUAGAUGAAGCACAAUUAGUUAAUUGGAGAAAAUAUUUAGAUUUUGAAGAAACAGAAGGAGAUUUUAAAAGAAUACAGUUUCUUUAUGAGCGUUGUUUAGUCGCAUGCGCAUUAUACGACGAAUUUUGGUUUCGUUAUGUUCGAUGGAUGUCUGCGCAGGAAAAUAAAGAGGAAGAUGUUCGAUUAAUAUAUCAACGUGCAUUUAGUCGGCCUGCUAUUCGUCAUCAGUAUGCAUAUUUUGAAGAAGCUCUUGGUCAUGAAGAUAUUUCUAGAGCUAUGUUUGAGUCGAUUCUCGUCAAACUUCCGGGCCAUUUAGAAACGAUCAUUUCAUGGGUCAAUAUGGAACGACGUCUUUCUUCGAGCAUUGACAAUUCUAUUGCUAUAUUGAAACGAUUUAUUGAUAGUAAUACAUGUGAUAUUUAUGCGAAGGCAGCGUUGACUACUGAAUGGAUCAGAUUAAUAUGGAAGAUCAAAGGCUCUCCUGAUGAAGCUCGUGAAAUGUUUCAAAAAAAUGCUUCAUUAUAUCUUGACAGUCGCUAUUUUUGGAUUAAUUAUUUAAUGUUUGAAAUGGAACAACCUGUUUCUCCUGAUACUGCAAAAAAGGCACAUAAUCGAAUUUCUGAAGUUAUUACUUUAAUUCGAAAAACAGCACGUCUUCCGCCACUUGUAAUUAAGGAUUUAACCCAUAUUUAUAUGGUUUAUCUUCUAGAGCGAGCACCUAUUCCAGGCGCUAUUUUAGAAUACAAUAGGUUGGAUAGAGAAGUAAAUGGGCCAUUUAGUGUUCAAAUUGAAAAUAAACAAAAAUUAUCGGAAGAUGGAGAUGCUAAAACAUAUGAGCGCAAACUUCGUCUAACAAAUGGACAUCCUGGCGUAGAAAUUAAUGAAGCAGAUAUUCGUGCUGGAAAGAGCCCUUAUGAUAAAUAUUAUAUCGAACAAGGAGAGAUACCACCCAUCACAAUAGGACAUAAUGCUCAACAAGAAACAUAUUCAUAA